This is a messenger RNA of Cryptotermes secundus, 2163 nucleotides long. It is a transcript of the gene Srp54k, whose product is annotated as signal recognition particle 54 kDa protein. Gene Ontology annotation, cellular component: cytosol; signal recognition particle, endoplasmic reticulum targeting. The record is from RefSeq and is a predicted model, not a curated record. Lineage: Eukaryota; Metazoa; Arthropoda; Insecta; Blattodea; Kalotermitidae. Gene Ontology annotation, biological process: SRP-dependent cotranslational protein targeting to membrane, translocation; SRP-dependent cotranslational protein targeting to membrane. Bases 184 to 1698 code for a protein of 504 amino acids. The transcript has 9 exons. Gene Ontology annotation, molecular function: endoplasmic reticulum signal sequence receptor activity; GTPase activity; 7S RNA binding.
UCUAAUAGAUAUCGAAACUACUAUUAAUAGGCGGAAGUGGCGUUGUAUGUUAUUGGCGAACUGAGUCGAGGAGGUUUCAAUGGAAAGGAAAUGAGUGGAGUAUAGUGCUGACCGUUUGCUUUCAGGAGGAUAUCAUACGUAUAUUUUGUUGAUAGACCGAAUUUUUUAUAAAAAAGAGACACAAUGGUGUUAGCAGAUUUGGGACGUAAAAUUACGUCCGCGUUGCGGUCCUUAAGCAAUGCAACAGUGAUAAACGAAGAGGUACUAAAUGCUAUGCUAAAAGAAAUAUGUACUGCCCUUUUGGAAGCUGAUGUAAAUAUACGGCUAGUUAAAAAACUGCGAGAAAAUGUUCGUGCUGUCAUUGAUUUUGAUGAAAUGGCAGGGGGACUGAACAAACGUAGAAUGAUUCAAAGUGCAGUGUUUAAGGAGUUAGUUAAGCUUGUGGAUCCAGGUGUAAAAGCUCAUCAACCAGUGAAGGGAAAGCCAAAUAUCAUCAUGUUUGUGGGCCUCCAAGGCUCUGGUAAAACAACCACAUGUACUAAAUUGGCAUACCAUUACCUCAAAAAGAACUGGAAGGCUUGUCUUGUAUGUGCGGAUACAUUUCGGGCAGGUGCCUAUGAUCAGUUGAAGCAAAAUGCCACCAAGGCCAGAAUUCCAUUCUAUGGAAGCUACACUGAAGCGGAUCCUGUGGUCAUUGCACAAGAUGGUGUUGACAUGUUCAAGAAGGAAGGAUUUGAAAUUAUCAUUGUUGACACUAGUGGUAGACAUAAACAGGAAGAAUCACUAUUUGAAGAAAUGUUACAGGUUUCUAAUGCUAUUAGACCAGAUAAUAUUAUCUUUGUGAUGGAUGCAACUAUUGGUCAAGCCUGUGAAGCUCAGGCUAGAGCUUUCAAGGAGAAAGUAGAUGUAGGUUCUGUCAUUGUAACAAAAUUGGAUGGUCAUGCAAAGGGUGGAGGAGCCCUUAGUGCUGUUGCAGCUACACAGAGUCCCAUAAUUUUCAUUGGGACAGGGGAACACAUAGAUGAUUUUGAGCCGUUCAAGACAAAGCCAUUUGUAAGCAAGCUGCUUGGAAUGGGUGACAUUGAGGGGCUGAUUGAUAAGGUGAAUGAACUGAAGCUGGAUGACAAUGAGGAAUUAAUAGAGAAGAUCAAACAUGGACAGUUCACACUUCGGGAUAUGUACGAACAGUUCCAAAAUAUUAUGAAGAUGGGACCCUUCUCCCAGAUUAUGGGCAUGAUCCCAGGCUUCAGUCAGGAUUUCCUGUCUAAAGGUAGUGAACAAGAAUCGAUGGCAAGGCUGAAACGACUUAUGACAAUAAUGGACAGUAUGAAUGAUGGGGAGCUAGACAGUAGGGAUGGAGCAAAAUUAUUCACAAAACAGUCUGGGCGUAUUGUCCGAGUGGCCCAAGGUGCUGGUGUGACAGAGAAGGAAGUGAAAGAUCUAAUUUCACAGUAUACGAAGUUUGCUGGAGUGGUGAAGAAAAUGGGUGGGAUUAAAGGACUGUUCAAAGGCGGAGACAUGGCGAAAAAUGUAAACCAGGCUCAAAUACUGAAACUCAAUCAACAGAUAUCAAAAAUGAUGGACCCAAGAAUACUGCAGCAAAUGGGUGGAGUGUCUGGGCUACAAAACAUGAUGAGGCAGUUGCAGCAAGGGGCAGGUGGUCUAGGAAAUCUCAUGGGCUUUGGAGGAAAAUCUUGAACUCAGCAGUUGAUGAAAAUGAACUGAGACAUUUGAAGUGUAUAAUAAUACUUUAAAGGACAAUUUUUUUUUAAAUUCUCGCCAGUGAAAUAUAAUAAAGGUGCAUUUUGGGUGUUCUGUCAGUAUGACUAUUCAGAAGGGACAAAUUAUGAAGCCAUAUUUGCACCAUUUGUGUACUUUUGUGCAGCUCUGAUGAGAAAUUGGUCAACUGUGAAUAGAGUAGCAAGAUUUUAGUUAGCAUCAGAUUGAGAGUUGAUGUCUCUCAUGAGAGCUGUUGAAUGAAUGAUGAGUGUGUUUGUGUAUGGAUGCAGGUUAAUCUUUUGCACUUCCAAAAAUCAUUAAACUGUAUUAGUUUGUAAAUAUUUUCUGUUUAGAGGUUUUGGUAUACAGGUGAAGAGAGUGCUGUAUGAAUUGUUUUACUUGGAAGGUGUACAUAAAUCUUAAAUAUAAUUUUUUAAAGAUAAA